AUGAAUAACUCAAAUGAGCAUAGGCGGGAAGAGGCAGGAGCGGCUAAUGAACAAAUGCCUUACAAUAAGGCUGUAAAGUCCGCGUAUGCAGAUGUCCUCAAGGACAAAAUGAAUAGGGAACAGGAGAUUAGCCUACGAGCCAUCAAAAAAGGGAUAUACACCGAUGGCGGUGAAACUGACAACUAUGAUAUGGAUAAAGAGAAUGAUUCCGCGUACGAAAUGUUCAAAAAAAAUCUUGAUUUUCCGUUAGACCAACAUAAUGAUGACGACGAUGAUGAUCCGUACAUUGAGGAUAAUGGACAAGAGACCGACGGAUAUAGCGACGAGGACUAUACAGAUGAGGCAGACAAGAGUUUUAUAGAAGACAGCGAUUCCGACAGCUACGAUUUGGAAAGUAAUUCUGACUUUGAAGAGAACUUGGAAAGUUCAGGUGAAGCUAAGAAGUUGAAGUGGCGGACGUACAUUUUCUAUGGAGGCCUUUUCUUCGUUUUUUAUUUUUUUGGAUCUUUUUUGAUGACAACCGUGAAAAAUAAUGAUUUAGAAAGCCAUUCAUCCGGCGCUACAUCCUCUCCAGGCAAAUCAUUCAGCAACCUACAAAAACAGGUGAAUCAUUUAUAUAGUGAGUUGAGUAAGCGGGACGAAAAGCACAGUUCAGAAUUGGAUAAAACAGUAAAAAUCAUUGUCUCUCAAUUUGAAAAGAAUAUUAAAAGACUUUUACCCUCAAAUUUGGUUAAUUUUGAAAAUGACAUUAACUCGCUGACAAAACAGGUUGAGACAAUUUCAACUUCCAUGAGUGAGUUACAGAGGCGAAAUCACAAAUUUACGGUCGAGAAUGUUACUCAAUGGCAAGAUCAACUGGUAAAACAGUUGGAUACACACCUCCCUCAAGAAAUACCCGUUGUAAUUAAUAAUUCUUCGUCGCUUUUAAUAAUCCCUGAAUUGCACAAUUAUUUGAGUGCUUUGAUUUCAGACGUUAUUGAGUCUCCAGGCAUUGGUACUGCUGGAAGCGCUGAAAGUCGUUGGGAGUAUGAUUUGAAUCGCUAUGUAAAGGAAAUUCUUUCGAAUGAGUUGCAAUAUAUCGAUAAGGAUUAUUUCAUCCAAGAAAUGAACAGAAGGUUGCAAUCUAACAAACAGGAGAUUUGGGAAGAGAUCACAAAUAGGUUAGAGACACAGCAGCAGCAGCAGCAGCAGCAGGUUCAACAGGAUUAUUCUAACGUGCCACAGCAGUAUUCGAGCAUAUUAAUGAAAAGAUUAAUUCACCAAAUUUACAAUUCCAAUCAACACCAAUGGGAGGACGAUUUAGAUUUUGCUACUUAUGUUCAAGGUACUAAACUAUUGAACCAUUUAACUUCACCAACCUGGAGACAGGGCAGUGGGGUACAGCCGAUAGAAUUACUGACCGACUCCAAACAAAGCUCCUCAACUUACUGGCAAUGUGAGAACGAACCUGGGUGUUCAUGGGCCAUAAGGUUUAAAACUCCUUUGUAUCUAACCAAAAUUUCGUACAUGCAUGGCCGUUUUACUAAUAACCUACAUAUAAUGAACUCAGCACCAAGACUGAUCUCAUUAUAUGUAAAACUGUCACAGACUAAAGAGAUCAAAGCAUUGCAGACAUUGGCAAAUCAAUACGGUUUCGGGCAGCAUCACAAGAGAGACCGAAAUUACAUCAAGAUCGCAAAAUUUGAGUACAGGUUGACAGAUUCUAGAAUACGCCAACAAAUGUAUCUGCCCCCAUGGUUCAUUCAGUUAAAACCACUCGUACGCUCAAUUGUCUUUCAAGUGGACGAGAACUACGGGAACAAAAAGUUCAUAUCUCUGAGGAAAUUUAUCAUCAACGGAGUGACACCGCAGGAUUUGCAAAUAAUUGAAAAUAACGAGUUCCCUGUUUUACUGGGUGACACCCCAGAAUAUGGUGUCACUCAGAACACCGACGAAGGCAAGAGGAAAGUUCUCCUAUCAAAGCCUCCUUACGCGUCUUCAUCUACUAGUACCAAGUUUCAUCCCGCUUCUAACGUCCCAUCAUUUGGCCAAGAUGAGCUAGAUCAAUAA
Molecule: messenger RNA, 2049 nt
Organism: Saccharomyces cerevisiae S288C
Lineage: Eukaryota; Fungi; Ascomycota; Saccharomycetes; Saccharomycetales; Saccharomycetaceae
Gene: MPS3
Product: Mps3p
Exons: 1
Coding region: 1-2049 (682 amino acids)
Cellular component (GO): nuclear envelope; spindle pole body; chromosome, telomeric region
Source: RefSeq, marked reviewed